AUGGCUACACGCGAUAUUCUCGAGACACCGCAGCGGGUGACGCUGACCUCGCUCCCCGGGGAGCUGCACAACUACAUCGUUGCCGAGCUCGACGCGAUCGGCCUCAUCAGCCUCAGCCAGACGAGCCAUUAUUUCCGCUCGUUGAUCAAACCGAACAAAAGAGAAAUGGGCGAAUGGCUUCUCGCCAUAGAGGACCGUCGCGAGCACGAGGCCCAUGUGCAGCAGUAUAGCGAGCAACGGACUCGCCCACGGGGUUCUCGGGUGUACAAGAAACGCUGGGAGCUGCAUAAGUGGGCCUGUACAGGUUGCUUGCGGAUGCUAUCACAUAUCCAUUUUGAUAACAGGUCCUUGCACACGGCGUCAACAACGGCGAGAUGGAGACGGUGUGGCUAUAUCCAGACGUCGUGGACGCCAAAGCGGUCUGGCGGGGAACGGGAUUCCCGUUUGUGGGAACUCGUGUGUUCCCCCGUGUGGGAUCGCCUGUGCAACGAGUGCCAGUAUCAGGCUGGAAUCUUGUCGCCGCCGUCUUCUGCAUGGGAUGGACAACGGCCAGCGCCCGUACAAUGCAGCCGCACUGCCUUGUUCAGAUCGACUCUGGACCGCUUCUAUCCCUGCCUUGAACGGGUACUUGGGGGGACGCAACCCGUGUCACCCCAUGCAAAAGACUGCUCCCACUGCCAGGAGAGAAGGUUUUCUCCGCACAGGGUGUAUCAAUGGCAGUUGUGUAUGGCCCGGUGCCCCGGGUGCGAGCGGUGGCAGGAGCUGAGGGAAUUCCGUGAACCCCCAAUGCUGGAGAUGACCUUGUCGCCCGGCGCGCUCUGCAACUCCUGUUACAAUGAGGAGUUUGGCCGAGAGGCUCUGGGCGAGGACCUGCUGCCACAUUUGAAAGGCCUGAUCGUUGAGAAGAUGGAAGCCCUGGAACGCCACCUUACACUUUACGGGCGGAUGCUGGACUUCAUGUGGCCUCUUCUCAGAAUGAGGGAGGGUUUGCUUUGGGUGAUCGACGGUGUGAUUCAGUUGGGGCGCAGGGGGCGCCUUACUCGUGAAAAGAUUGACCGGCUCACCAAGUUUCAUGAACAGUACACGCAUCUCAGACAUGAAGUGGUGACCCAUGAGGUGACUGGGCGGCAGAUAAACUCUUUGAUAUCGCUGGAAGAAGUGCUUGGCUUUGAGGAGUGGUUCCUCUGCUUCGAGGAGUUCAAGGCUGAGUGGCUCUGGCUGGCAGCGUGCGAGGAGAAGAUUGACCGGGAGCCUGGCUUGUUGGCGGAAUGGGCACUGGGGAGAGAUGGUGCUUCGCUUGAAUAG
Messenger RNA from Clonostachys rhizophaga, 1305 nucleotides. The record is from the annotation of a GenBank genome assembly. NCBI's taxonomy places the organism in Eukaryota, Fungi, Ascomycota, Sordariomycetes, Hypocreales, Bionectriaceae.